AAGGCAGCCUUUAAAGAAACAACAAGAUUAGGAAAAAAUGUAGUUCAUUAAAUACCGCUUGCUAUAUUUACAUGUACCAGUGACGAGUUUCUUGAGAUCUAAUAUGCGUGGAAAUACGUCUGUCGAUUUUAAAGCACAGAAGAUGGUUUCAAGUGGACUUCCGGCUGACUUUUCAAAUAUGAAGGAGAUGAUUGGCGGCUGUUGCGUUUGCUCAGACGAGAGAGGCUGGACUGAGAACCCCCUAGUUUACUGUGACGGACACGGUUGUAACGUUGCCGUUCAUCAAGCAUGUUAUGGCAUUGUUCAAGUACCCACUGGACCGUGGUUUUGCAGAAAAUGUGAAUCGCAAGAGAGAGCUGCCCGAGUGAAAUGUGAACUUUGCCCUCAUAAGGAUGGCGCUCUCAAGAGGACUGACAACUGCGGUUGGGCCCAUGUGGUUUGUGCACUUUAUAUUCCAGAGGUGCAGUUUGCAAAUGUUACUACAAUGGAACCUAUUGUACUACAGUACGUUCCCCAUGAACGCUUCAACAAGACUUGCUACAUUUGUGAAGAACAAGGCCGUGAAAGCAAAGCAGCAACCGGUGCUUGUAUGACUUGUAAUAAACACGGAUGUCGGCAGGCUUUCCAUGUAACUUGUGCACAACUGGCAGGACUUCUAUGUGAAGAAGAAGGCUCAGAAGCUGAUAAUGUUAAAUACUGUGGCUACUGUAAAUACCAUUUUGGAAAAUUGAAACAGAAGGACAGAGAAAAAUAUAGGCAACAAAAAAUCAAAAAAUCUUUGGACUUGUCAUCUGCAGUUCCACCUCUCACUGUGACAACUGAAAAAGCAUACACCGGCACCAACAGUGGCUUUAUAUCAGGCUCAUUGAAGAGAUUGGAAGAAACUACUGCCAGAUUUACAAAUGCAAAUUUCCAGGAAGUACCGACUCAAUCUUCAAGUGGGAAUGACGACAUUGAAAUUAAAGGCUUGGAAAUCAAGGGGAAGAAAUCUGCAGGGUAUGGUUCAGGUCAGAGAGGAAGGAAGCCAGGAAAGAAUUCAGCGUGUCUUUCUGUUACAACAGCAUCAUCAAGCCCUUUUUCACAAGGCAGCCUGCAAGGAACGCCAAGUAGUGUAAAAUCAUCAGGCAGUUCAGCCCAAUCGCCACAAGAGUUUCAAAGUUUCACUGAGCCGGAUGUAAUAAAUGAUGGAUACAAUCAUUCCCAGCAGUCCUCGACCAGAGAAACACUUAAGGGAGAGACAAUUGACCAAGAAAGGACUUUAAUUAAUGCUAGUCCUACUGUCGGCCUCCCACCUCCAUCAACUGGACCUCCACAAACAAUAAAUAUUGAAAACUCAAAGCACUCUGAGGAUGGUUCCGAUUACGGAACUCCUGAUGCUCCUGUUGGGACUACAAGUGGAGUGCCAGGAUAUAAAAGGGUUCAAGCUUCAGUUAUGGAGGAAGAGACAAUAAAAGAAAAAAAACGAAAGGGAACUAAAAGAUAUAAGCAUGGACCUGGCAGACCAAAGGGAAGUAAAAACAAAGACAGUAUUUCUCAACCUUCCCUCUCUGCUGCAUCACCAUCAUCUUCUGUGACAUCUGCUGCAGGAAGCGGGACAAGUGCAAAUUUGCAGAAAUCACCAUCGUUGCUCCGGAACGGAAGCUUACAAAGCCUGAGUGUCAACUCAUCUCCUGUUGGUUCAGGAUUUUACACAAGUAACGAUGUUCCAGUUUCACUGCAGAAUACAGUGUCAGGAUCUGGCUCCAGCACCCCACUUUCCAGUUCAGUUUUGGCUCCCCCAAAUACAGCGCAUUCACAGCAGAUGAGCACAUCGCCUUCAGUCACAAUUUCCGUUGCAACUGUGGUUUCUACAACCCAGGCAAGUGCACUACCUGGAUCAUCUUUUAAUCUUGCACCAUCUCACAUGUUUGGAAAUCAAUUAAACCCUAAUUCGGCAAUGGUAGCUCUUAUUGCACAGUCUGAAACCAGUCCAGCAGAACAAGAUUUGGAGAAUGGCCACAGUGUUCCUGGGAGGAGCAAUUCACCAAAAGGAAGUCUUUCACCACGAUCUCCUGUAAGUGGCUUGCAAAUUCGUUAUGAUCAGACAAGUAACAGUGUCUUAGAAAAUCUGCCUCCAGUUGCAUCCAGUAUUGAACAAUUAAUGGAAAGGCAGCGGAAUGAAGGACAGCAGUUUCUUUUUGAACAGGGCAGUCCAGCUGAAGUUUUGGGAAUGUUGAAAUCUCUGCACCAGCUUCAAGUUGAAAAUCGGCAGCUAGAGGAUCAAAUUAAGAGUUUGACAGCUAAGAAGGAACGCCUCCAGCUUCUCAAUGCUCAGCUCUCAGUACCUUUUCCAGUUGUGAGUUCGAAUACCAGUUUGACAACACAAAUCCACCCAUUCACAGUACAAGCUGUCCACAACACAACAUCCUUGCACAGCAGUAAAGGUCCCCAUCUGAGCAACAGUUUUCUGCCCGAAAGCUCACAUCAAUUGUCAAACCAGGAACGAACCUCCUGUGGACAUAGCACUGGCAGUUCUUCCAUGGCCAGUCCAACCACUACUGGACAAAGUCCAGCUCUGCAAGGGGUUAACUGUAUGUCAAGAGCACUUGCUGGUGGAAUGCAGACGAUGGCCUCCACCAUGCCCACGGUAUCUUCAGUUGGUGGGUUGAUGGGAACUUUACCAGGAAACCAGCUGGCAGUCAAUGGAUUUGUGGGAACUCUGAAUGGAGUUGUACAGCCCCCCGUGUCAAUAACACAAAACCCAAGUACAUUGUCACAUGCAACUGUACCACCAAAUGUAACUUUUCCAAUGUCCACCAAUCUAACUAACAGCAUGCCAGGAUUGAGCUUACUUUCGGAGCAACAGAGACAACUGCUACUGCAACAACAGCUUCAGCAAUUGUUACCAUCCCAGCAACUCACUCCAGAACAACAUCAGGCUCUUUUUUAUCAAAUAAUGCAUCAACAGCACCACCAUCAUCAGCAUGAGUUGCAGCAGCUCCAGAUCACUGGGACAACACACAUUCCUAUGAAUAACCUACUGGCAAGUGCCCAGACACAGCCACUUCACUCAGCGCCUCCUAACCCCUUCAUGUCCAUUCAUAGUGAAGCUUCCACACCAAAAGUCACAAGGCUCAAUGAGAAAGGUAGCCCUGUCACACAAGAGAAAAGUUGACACAGGACUUUCAAAUUCCAGAACGUGUUGUGUUGUAGCAGCCCAACCAGCUGCAUAAAGGAUGAAUCUUACUCGGCUUCAAGUGGGAAUUAUUGUGGCAAAUACACUGGUCUUGUCACGUGUCAUUUACUAGUUUUGCAGCUUGAUUGCACUAAUAUAAAACUUAGCAACAUUUGGCAUUGAGAAUUCUGAAAAAUAAAUUCAUCAGUAAAACUUGAAUCAAUUCACUCAAAUUGGUGUGUUUUUAUGCCAGUGUAAUUAUGAUUUUUAAAUCCAAAAUUAAAUCUUUUAAAUGACAAAUACAAGUUGCAUUGCAAAAAAAUGACAAAGUAAUUAUUCCUGGUCCUGCAAAUGUAAUGGACAGGUCUUGGAAUUUGCAUUACCCAAGCUUUACGUUGCAUGUAUUUUGUGUUGUGCUCUGUCCCUUUGCUGUGAAUGUUUCCAGGACCACUUCAAGCAUGGGUACUCAGUUGUAGUGCAAUAGGCUUCUGAGCUUUUUGGUCGCUGGGGGACCAGAUCACUCUAUAAAAGAGGAAGAAAUGGAUUAGCCUGCUGCUGGGCAAAGUUCCUUUGAGAGAUGUGUUGGCUGUCAGCCUAACCAAGUGCCUGUUGUGAAGUCCAUUGUGAACUAGCUAUGGACAGCUGAGUAUGCUCUCAAUCACAAUUCCUGUUACAACAGCAGGAAUUUUCCUUCAUGGAAGGAAUUCCCAGCUCUCCAUGUCCAAACCAAUCCCCUCCACAUAAACGUAUAGUUGGUUAUGAUUCGUCUCGAGGUUGAAUGUUGCACAGUUUUGUAAAUAUGCUUUGUGAAUUUCUUUAAUUCUUGGCAAAUUGAAAUAAAACAUCAAUAUUUUGGUUUGUAAUAUUUCUAAUUAGCAGUUAUGCAGUUGAGUGGGAAAGUAUCAUUUUAUUAAUUUAUUUUUAUACAUGCAGGGGAAUUUUAGAAAAAGCGUUCAGACCAACUGGAUUUUGUAGAUAUUGACAAAUAAAUCAGUGUGGCUCAUUUUAGAUUCUUACUUCCCACCCACUGAUUGUUCUUUAACAAACUUUGUACAGAUUUUGAAGAAAUUUUGCUGUAGUGUUUAUUUUGCUUAGUUGUAAAAUAUCAAAUGUAUUAAAGAAUGAUAUAAAAAUUUGUCUCAAUGAUUGUUAGUAAUGUUUGUACUAAUGAGAGGCAUUACUGGUUUGCUAAUAAUUGAGGGGCUUAAACCAUUAUUACAAAUUAGGUGUUAUGGAAAAUGUUCCCAAUGACUUCUUUACUGCCUCCUGUGGCCUACAACAAAAAUGAGUUGACAUUUUAUUUAUUGUUGCUUAAAUAAUGGUGGUGUAUAAAUAUUUUCUGAGUGGUUUUUGGAUUCCAAAGAGAUUCUACUUGUGUUAACAGUUUUUGUAUGUUCAGCCUUUCAGCUGAUCUAUUGUACAUGAAAAAUUAAGUUAUCUCAAAAUUAAUUCUCUGCAUAUAAAAGUAAAAUUAAAUUUUUAACAUAU
Messenger RNA from Leucoraja erinaceus (little skate), 4642 nucleotides. It is a transcript of the gene mllt10, whose product is annotated as MLLT10 histone lysine methyltransferase DOT1L cofactor. NCBI's taxonomy places the organism in Eukaryota, Metazoa, Chordata, Chondrichthyes, Rajiformes, Rajidae. The record is from RefSeq and is a predicted model, not a curated record. Gene Ontology annotation, molecular function: histone binding; nucleosome binding. Gene Ontology annotation, cellular component: nucleus. Gene Ontology annotation, biological process: regulation of transcription by RNA polymerase II. The transcript is spliced from 20 exons. The coding region runs from base 104 to 3154 and encodes 1016 amino acids.